Armigeres subalbatus is the source of this 6340-nucleotide messenger RNA. RefSeq names its product mitogen-activated protein kinase kinase kinase 15 (gene Ask1). Gene Ontology annotation, molecular function: protein binding; protein kinase activity; ATP binding. The record is from RefSeq and is a predicted model, not a curated record. Gene Ontology annotation, biological process: protein phosphorylation; MAPK cascade. The coding region runs from base 1168 to 5700 and encodes 1510 amino acids. NCBI's taxonomy places the organism in Eukaryota, Metazoa, Arthropoda, Insecta, Diptera, Culicidae. The transcript has 8 exons.
CCGUCACAUAUUCUACGCGAAAGGAAUGGAACACGCAGACAGACCGACCAGUUGUUCGUUCAGUUGUGGGGCCACUUCGUCGCGGUUUUUGCUCCUGAAAAGCAACAUUAUUAUUACUGCUCUACUGCUGCUGCUGCAGGCUGCUGCCCAUUGGUGUGAUGACGAUUGGAACGCAGAGCAAAUCGGAUUUAGUGCGGUGUUUAGUGCAGUUUUAGAAGCGAACCGGAGUUGAAUAAGAUUCAGUUUUUGCGCUAAUAAAAGUGUGAAUAUAUUAUAUAAUCCUAUAUUGUAGAUUGAUUGAAGCUCGGCGAUUGAAGAAGAUUGAAUUGGUUGCGCCUUCGGAUUGAGGUCUUCCUCUCGGGGCCAGAGCAGAGGUGAAGACGAAGAAUCUCAAGUGUUUCUCAUACUCUUUUGUGUGCGUUUGUAUACAUUCGCGUUUGGUGUGAUGUGAUAAAUGUUGAAAUUAGGCAUGCUCUACAAGUACCAAUAUAGGAGAGGGCGACCAAGUCGAAAAGUGCGACUUUAAUGGGAAAUUCGUGGUGUUGGAAGAAAUCUAAUUCCUGCUAGUCACUUCAGUGGCCUCAAAAGGCAAUCGCACUGUGUUACACCUUUCGGAUUCGCACAAGAAGAAUCAACGUCGAAAAGGUAUUCGUCGAGUGCGGCGCCAUACGGACGAACGUGGGUGUCAUUUCUGUGCGAUCGUGUUAACUCGAGAUUGUUGUGGGAGGAAAUCCCCAGUUCGUGGAACCGCAGCUCAGCAAAGAGAUCCAGAUACAUAAAUUAGAGAGGCGCGAGUGGAAGCGACAGAUCAAGCCGGAUGUAGGCAGCAGACGUAAAAGGACACUGCCGAACGGAAGAGUAUUGUGCGUGUGAGCGGCGUUUGUGGUGCGUGAUUCCUACGCGAAUCGCUGGAAGGGCCUUCUCCAAAUGUAGCAACGAUCGAGUGCAACAGAGUGCAGCGGUUACAGUCAGCGUCAAACGUUUUCAAUUUGAGCGCAAAACAUUGGUGCAAAAGUGGCGGUCGAACCGGAAAUAGCGACGGAGUCGCCGGAGGAGGUGACCGUCGUCGUCGAUGGCGGGGUGCAUGUGGAGCUGUCCGUGCCGACGGUGGCGUUGCAAGUCCCCGCGUCUUCAUCGUCGUCGUCGUCGUUGGGUGCAGUGACAACGAUGGAGGAAACAGAACCCCUUCCCUCGCCGGGAAUCAACGGGGGCUCCUUCGGCGACAGCAUGUCCAACCUGAGCGAUGUGUCCUCCAGCACGGCCGUCCUUAACAGCGCUGCAGCCACGUCCAGCAACGCGCCACCGAACCCGGCCAACAGUGUUAGCGGCUCCCAGUCCGGUUCCAAUCGACCCCGGAUGGACAUCGCGUGCGUCAUCGACACGAGCCACACCCAACGGAAGGUGGCCUUCGAGGAGCUGAAACUGGCAUGUGUUCAAAUUUGCGCCAAUAUGCAGCUGUUGGAGUUCGAAAAGCUGGACUUUGGCGAGCUCAAUACGGUGGAUAACUUCUACAGUGCGGAUGUGGCCGUAGUGGAUUUGAGCGUGCAAGCGCAGCAGAGCACGUUGAGCUAUCAUUUGGGGGUGAGGGAGAGCUUCGAGAUGAAGGAGAACAUUGUGAUCUACAACGAUGUGGAGAGCGAGGCCACACUGAGGAUGAAAAUUUCCUGUGGAAAUUACACGUUUGUGCCUUACAGGGUAGUGGAAGGAGCGGGAUGCGUGGUGACCAAUCCCGGAAAGGUGGGAUAUCUCGAGGAGAUGGAGUCGAAGGUUGGGUUGCUCAGCAGACUACGAAAGAUCUUCCAGGAUGUGGAGAUUCAGUCAAAGGCUCACCUGAGGGAGAAAUUUUUAGCAGAUCUGAGAAGUUUGAGGGAUCAAUACGCAGGGAAUGUGGAGGAACUGCAGAAAAUGCUGAGGAAUAUGAGAAAACGGUUGGAUGAUCCGCACGUGCUGUCGAAAGAGAUUGUUCAAACCUACAUGCUUUCGUUAAGAGACGUUCAGGAUUAUGAUGCCAUGGUUCAACUGGUGGAUGAUCUUCAAACGGUUCCCAAUAAACAAAACUACAUUAACACAGGGAACAUGAACUACUUGUAUGCCUUUGCAUUGAACAGACGCAACAAAGAGGGUGAUCGUGAUAAAGCAUUGAAAAGUUGUACGAAAUCAUUGGAGAAAAAGGAGAACCAUUUCCCGGAUAUGUUGUGCCUCUGUGGAAGGAUCUAUAAAGAUAUUUUCGUAGAAUCUAACCGUACCGACAUGGAAUCGUUGAAAAACGCAAUCACGUGGUACCGAAAAAGCUUCGAGAUUCAACCCAAUGAAUUUGCGGGCAUAAAUCUGGCUACUCUGUUGGUGAUCGAAGGCAAAGACUUCUCCGACUCAGAGCUACAGCACAUCGGGAUGGUUCUGAACAACCUGAUCGGUAAGAAAGGCUCACUCUCCUCCAUCAAAGACUACUGGAACGUGGCAACGUUCUUCGAAAUCUCAGUUCUGGCGGAAAACUACGCCAAAGCCAUUCAGGCGGCCGAGUGCAUGUUUCGGCUAAAGCCUCCCAAAUGGUAUCUCAAAUCAACCAUCGGAAAUAUCACAUUGAUCGAUUGCUCCCGACGAAAAUCCGAAGAAUCGCUAGCCUCGAUCGAACAACAGAUCUUCCAGUUUUGGAUGGAAUUCUUUAUGGAAGCCACCAAUGCUGAGCCAUCAUCAACCGUGCGAUGCCCUAUCCUGAUUCAGGAAACUCAAAAAGUGCUUAUUCCGUCGUACGUUUCCAUCCAUAUGGACGCCGAGCAAAAGUCGAUCGACAUUGUCAACAUUUGCCAGCAGCAUGAGAAGGACAAGUGUCGAAAGGUUCACAAUUUCAAUUUUCUUGCCAGCCAGAUCAAAUCGGUCAGUUUGUACAAACGAGACGAGCGGUGCGCUUUCCUGUAUGUGCAGCAAAAUUCCGACGAUUUCCAGAUGUACUUUCCCUCGGUGCAAUGUCGGCAGCAGUUCUACGAUCUCAUUUUGCAAAUGACUGCCGAUCAAGGUUCCGGGUUCAUCGAUCUAUCCACGGAAACAAUGAGCGAUGAAAUCAAGUACGAGUACGAGAUGGAUGAUCAGGCCAGAAGGAUCGUGCUGGGUCGGGGUACGUACGGCACGGUGUACGCAGCACGGGAUCUAAACACCCAGGUUAAGAUCGCUGUGAAGGAGGUCCCGGAGAAGUACAGCCAUGAGGUGCAACCGUUACAUGAAGAGAUAAAGCUGCAUUCGCAGCUGCGCCACAGGAAUAUCGUUCAGUAUUGGGGAUCGAUGUCGGAGGAUAACUAUUUUAAGAUCUUCAUGGAGCAAGUUCCUGGAGGAUCGUUGUCAGCGCUACUACGAUCGAAAUGGGGUCCGCUCAAAGACAACGAAGCUACCAUCGCAUUCUACUCGAAGCAGAUAUUGGAGGGAUUGAAGUACCUUCACGAGCAGAAAAUCGUCCACAGGGAUAUCAAAGGGGACAACGUGCUGGUCAACACGUACAGUGGUGUUGUCAAGAUCUCCGAUUUCGGAACGUCGAAGCGUCUGGCCGGAAUAAAUCCAGUGACGGAAACUUUCACCGGGACGCUGCAGUACAUGGCACCGGAGGUGAUCGAUCAAGGUGUUCGUGGUUACGGCCCUGCCGCGGACAUAUGGUCGUUUGGUUGCACAGCUGUCGAAAUGGCCACCGGAAAGCCACCGUUCGUAGAGCUUGGCUCACCGCAGGCAGCUAUGUUCAAGGUGGGCUUCUACAAAAAACACCCGGAAAUACCGGCCGAACUGUCCCCUAUCGCCAGAAAUUUUAUCAAGCGGUGCUUUGAAGUCGAUGUGGAUAGGCGGGCAACUGCUGCCGAACUGUUAGAAGAUCCAUUUCUUUCAGACAAACACAAGAAGAUGCGUGCAUCGAUCAGCAUCCCUACAUCAACGGUGAGUGCGGCAGAGUUUUCGCGAAGCGUCAGUAUGCCAGCCGAUCGGCACAUCAGCAAAACUCUAAUAUCCCAGCAAAGUUCCGCAAGCUGUAACACUCCAAGCAUUAAUUCUGAAACUGACUGCAUGCCACCGACAUUUGCCUCGACUCGAUCGGCGUCGAUCCGGAAGAAUAAGCAUCUCGCCCAUCUGACGCCGAUCCAAAUGCCAAACUAUGUCAGUAGCAUUGGGAACCUUGCUGAAACUCCGUCGCUCGAAAUUGAAUCGAUUGAGCCACCACCGGCCGGAUUUCCGCUUAAUAGAAGGAGCUCUUCUGGAGGGUUACUCUCACCUGAGGUUGAUCUCCCCUCAACCUCCAGCAAAUCCCCGCUGCUCACCGGUGAAGCCAACGAAAGCGACGGUUUCUAUCUGCUCAAAAAAGAUUCGCAAAGGCGCGCUACCCUACACAAGGUUCUCGAGCAUGACGAACGCAAGAUUUGCCAGGUGUGGAUGGAGAAAAUCGUUUCCGACCGGAAGGAAGCGGUCGACAUCACCCGUGCGCACCUGGAAACACUCAUCAAGGCCCUGCGGACGUACAUUACCGAACAGAAGAAGGAACAUCUGGAGGCGGCCAUCAGCGGGCUGAAGAAGAGUCUGGACUUUGACUCGACGGCCAUUGAUCAUCUGCAUUUGGCGAUGUACUCAUUUCAGGACGCUGUGAUUACGGUGCUGCGAUCGCACAACAUAAAGCCCCAUUGGAUGUUUGCAUUGGAUAAUUUGGUAAAAAGUGCCGUCCAGGCAGCGAUCAUCAUCCUCUCGCCAGAACUGGGUCGGAAUCUAGCGGGACACGGUCACAAUGAUGAUGAUGACGAUGACGACGACGUGGACAAUAACCAGAAUCGCGGUGGCGCAGCUCGUGGCGGCAUCGACGACGACGAUGACGAUGAUGGAGAACUGUCCACGUCCGGUGUUGGGACCGUCAAUUCUGUAACGCUGGCGAAACCAGCAAAAUUAAGUCGCACCAAGGCGGUCAAUGAUCAAAUAACCGCUCUGCGAGCGGAGAACCUAAGACUGAUGGAAGAUCUGUACGAAUCUCACAAAAUGUACCACGGAGUUUUCAAAACAGCCCUCGAAGGGCAAUCUACGAAUACGGAAAUGGUGCGAGCUCUAGCCACGCAGCUGAUGUCGGUGGCAAGUCGACAUGAUCGUAACUCUCAAGGCUACGCCAGCGAUCUGGCGGAGAGUCCGAUAAUAGCGGAUGAAGCGGACUCCGCAAAUAACAACUUCCUAAGGCCCGCAGUGCCAUCUAGAGCGCAUCCGGUGCGGCCCGGAUUGGACCGUAGAACUCCGGUAAGAGUGGCACCGUUCGAUGGGGUUCAAGAGACCAUGGCCUCCGGCAGUCAGCCGGAUUCGCGAUUGGACGAGUGGCUGAUACAGCAUGGUUUUAAUGAUCACGUUCGCAACACUAUUCACUAUGAAGAGUUUAGUUAUGAAGACUUUAUCUACGCCAUGGAUCAGGAGGAUAUUCGUAGGAUAGGAUUGAGAGUCGGAAUCGAAGUAAAGCUGUGGCGCGCUAUUCGUGCCCACCGCAAUCGCCUUCCUCAGCCACCGUGGUCUCCGACGGACGAACGCCACCCAACCCUCUCUCCUCAGUCGCAUUCCUCCUCCUCUCUAGCAACGGUCCUGCACGCCAACGGUGGUAUCGCGGGCGAGCCAGCAUUAAAACCGAUCUCCAACUCCAGCAGUUACGACUCAAGCACAACGACAUCGUCCGAGUAUGAAUCGUGCAAUGGAAUUGAUUCGUUCUGAGGAAAGAAAAAGCGUCGCCGGAUUACUUCCGGUUGCGACAGAAGCAAUAGCAAGCGCAUCCUCAUAGCGCUGCCGAAUGUGAGGCAAUAAACCAGUGGAGGCACAACUCCUCAGCAAUCGGAAUAGAAUCACUGUACUACUUUUAGGAAAGCUUUUAGAAUAAGGUAGGUAAGCAGCUAUUGCACCCCUCAUUAUCUUAAUUUAUAAGUGAAAAAAUCGCUCUGGCUCUCUUGAGUGGAGAAUUCAUCGUUGCAAAAAACACAAAUCAUUCUGCUGAAUGUAAACUCUGAGCUGAUUCUUAGUUUUUAACAUAGGAUCUUAAGCAGAACGUUGUUAAAUCGUCGAUCAUUGUCAAAACCACAAGUUCUUUGUCUCUCUUUCGGUUUCUGUUGUCAUUUUCCCAUUCUGAGCAAAUCAAAAGGUUUUCGCUAUCUUUUAAUUUGUGUUCCAAAUUGUUAAAUUAUCUCAUGUUAAAUUGGUUUCGUAUCAAAAUUGUUGAUAUUAGUAGUAAAAGUUUUGUGACAAAGCUUAGAUUAGCAGUUGCCAUAUUUAUCUACUGUUAAGGCAUGUUGGUACAACAUUGUAUCCUUUACAAUAAAUAGUGUAUCAUCUUGGGGAUCAAGUUGAAAUAUUUGUAAAA